Messenger RNA from Dermacentor albipictus, 936 nucleotides. The record is from RefSeq and is a predicted model, not a curated record. NCBI's taxonomy places the organism in Eukaryota, Metazoa, Arthropoda, Arachnida, Ixodida, Ixodidae.
AUGCCAGGAAUUAUUUGGGAGGAGCUUGACUCAACGACCAUGUCGCGGCUCGGAGUCGACCUUAUACGCGAUGAAUUGACCCGACGCGAGUUAGAGAGCAUCGGCUCUAAGGAAGAGCUCAUUCAGCGCCUCGAAGCCGACAUUCACCAACGUCGCGAGGCAACGCCACGGUCAAGCGUGGAGAGGGCGUUUACCGCCGGCAACUCAGGUUUGACCCUUGAUACCGCGACGCUCGAAAGUCUGGCACUUCUAUUUCAGCAGCUGCCACGCCCCUCGACUACAGUUACCACUCUGCCAGACCUAUCGUCAUCGAUUGCUUACUUCGAUCAGUCUCCAGCACAAAAUGUUAAUGUCUGGCUCAAUGACGUCCGCCGGGUACAGCAGCUUGCCGCAUGGGACGACGCCACCACCCGUCUCAUUGCCGCAAGUAAACUGAAAGGCACAGCUCGUAAUUGGCACCUCGCUUUUGGAAAUCACCAUUCAACCUGGGAAACAUGGAGCGCCGCCCUGAAGGAAACAUUUUCAUCGGAGCUGACCCUCAUCGAAUGGCAGGAACGCGUCAUAAAGAUCAGACAGGGCCCAGGCGAGAGCCUACAAGAGUACGCUUACGCAAAGCUGCGUGUGGUUGAAAGCUGCCCCGUCACACUUACCGACGCCCAGAAGAUUGAUUACCUACUACAAGGUCUUCAAGAACCACAUGUCAUUGCGGCCAUCGCGGCUAAUAGGCCGUUAACAGUGCGUGAAUUCAUGUCCACGUGCACAAGCCUAGACAAGUGCACUCAACGUGCCCAUGACAGGAAGCAGCAUCACAAGACUGUCUGCAACGAGAACCCUUACCUUCGCCAGAAGAGCCUCCCUGGCAAGUUUUGGUGGCGAAGACAGUGCCGCUGGAAAGCAGCACUGCCACACUACAAGUCUGCACUACGGUGCCUGUGA